AACGAUUUUAUUAUAGGAACGACGUCAGGGUGAGCAUCCACCCGAACUUUAUUUUUUGAAGUGCAGCACUUUACGAGAACUGUUAUUUUGUGCCGGUGUAUUCAAAGUUAUGCGGUUGUCUUUGGUUUCCUUAAUUUCGCAUGGACGCGUUGGUCGACGGAUGGGCCUCGGGCCCGAGUCGCGUCUUAAUCUUUUGCGAGGUCUUCUGACUGGCCUAGUGCGACACGAAAGAAUUGAGACCACCUGGGCGCGGGCUGACGAGGUGCGAUUCUAUGCCGAAAAGAUUAUCGAUUAUGCGAAGAAAGGAGACACGGACCAAAAGGCAAUGAAACUAGCAAACUACUGGCUUACGGAAAAGGACCUGAUCCACAAGCUGUUCAAAGUGCUGGCUCCUAGAUUUUCGAAACAAGCAUCUCAUUACACACACAUGUACCAGAUUCCAAACAGAAAGACCCUUGACAGAGCCAAAAUGGCAGUGCUAGAGUAUAAAGGAAAUCCCUUCCCUCCCUUGAUAACCCGAAAAUGUGACAGCGAGAAAACACUCCUCAAUCAGCUGCUUCAAGGUUACAGACUAGACAUGGUACAGAAAAAGAAUGCCACCUCCUAGCUGUUUGGGUUACAGUGCUUUUCAGGUAAACACAGAUAGAAAAUAAAAAAGGGGUUGCUAGUGGAGCCUUGGGGAAAAAAAAUGAGGCCGACUGUGAGAUACUUGCAUUCAAGAUGACUUAUGUUUGUUGUGAAGAUACUUCAUGGUAAAAGGCUUUCAUAGCUCUUAUCUUGUAUAUUUCAGAAUAAUGGAUUUAUGUUAUUGUUUUCAUAAUAAAAA
This is a messenger RNA of Erpetoichthys calabaricus (reedfish), 826 nucleotides long. It is a transcript of the gene mrpl17, whose product is annotated as mitochondrial ribosomal protein L17. The transcript is spliced from 3 exons. The record is from RefSeq and is a predicted model, not a curated record. Gene Ontology annotation, biological process: translation. The coding region runs from base 110 to 607 and encodes 165 amino acids. NCBI's taxonomy places the organism in Eukaryota, Metazoa, Chordata, Cladistia, Polypteriformes, Polypteridae. Gene Ontology annotation, cellular component: mitochondrial large ribosomal subunit; ribosome. Gene Ontology annotation, molecular function: structural constituent of ribosome.